GCACCGGGUCAUCUGGUCACCUGGCUCGACAGAGGGCAUCGGGUCACCUGGCUCGACAGCGGGCAUCGGGUCACCUGGCUCGACAGCGGGCACUGGGUCAUCUGGCUUGCCAGCGGGCACCAGGUCAUCUGGCUCGACAGCGGGCACCGGGUCAUCAGGCAUUGGUUCAUCUGGCUUGACAGCGGGCAUCGGGUCAUCUGGCAGAACAGCGGGCUCCGAGACAGCGGGCACCGGGGCAUCGGGCUGGACAGCGGGCACCGGGGCAUCAGGCUGGACAGCGGGCACCGGGGCAUCAGGCUGGACAACGGACACCGGGGCAUCAGGCUG
This is a messenger RNA of Staurois parvus, 327 nucleotides long. The record is from the annotation of a GenBank genome assembly. NCBI's taxonomy places the organism in Eukaryota, Metazoa, Chordata, Amphibia, Anura, Ranidae.